Molecule: messenger RNA, 3707 nt
Organism: Caenorhabditis sp. 36 PRJEB53466
Lineage: Eukaryota; Metazoa; Nematoda; Chromadorea; Rhabditida; Rhabditidae
Source: the annotation of a GenBank genome assembly
AUGGCGCGUUGUUCGUUGACCGAUUCAUAUCUCUUAAGUUCGUUUUAGAUUAUCAACGUCUUCGCAAAAUUUUUAAGACAUUAGUCUUCGCAACAAUCUUCUAUUGUAUGAACAGAAGUAAUUGAUAUGAAACCUCCCUUGAUGCUGUAGUUAAUAACAUCAAAUCUCCACUAAGUAUGAUUAUUUUAUAUUGGAUACAAAUAGUAUUUCAACUGAAAAUAGCAUUAUCAGCACCAUUUGAAAAGGAUAUAAUAUCGUCAGACUCAGAUAGACGUGGCACUUUUCGUGUUUCGAUAAGAUCAGUCGGUAUGCGGAUACUAAUUGUCUAUUUCGGUCUUCAUGAAUUUUUAGUCAGAAAAAAAGGAGAGAGCGAUAUUUUUUAUCCAUCAAUUUGUCCAACAUCAUGCGAACAAGACUUUGGAGCUCUGACUAUACUACAAAACGAAACCGGAAGAAACUUGAUUCAGGAACAGGUUUUAAUGUGAUCAACAUUGAGUUGAAACGAAUUUUUUAAAUAGUGUUCGUGCAAGUGCCCUUUGAUCUCGCCUGUCUUCCUCCCAACAAAAGCUGCUUGCGUAAACAACUUGAGUGAGUUUAUGACAAAAGUACACUACACGGUAAUUUUUAAUUAGGGUUCCGCGGAUUUUUCUGGCACAGUUGUCACGGGCCGGCUGUACCGUGAAUAGUUUUCUACGGCUCAGUCAGUCAAGUCGUCUUCGGAACCCCGUUUUGUUUCAUUGUGUUUACUGUGAAUAGUUUCAGGAGUGCACGCUAUCAAUUCGAAUUCAGAACAAGAGGCAUGGCAAAUUGAAACAAAUUUCGUACUCACUGUGGUCAUAAUAGUCAUAAUCCUGGUGGUUGUCACAUGUGUAACUUGGAACAUUUGCUGGAGUAUUAAAAAAAGGUACCAAUUGUUCAAAAUUUCUCAUGCUUCAAAAAAGCGAUAUUAUUUUACGACACGGUGAUUUUUUAUUGGGGGAAGUUCCUAAUGGGGUUACUCAGGCUGUGAAAAAAAUGAUUUUUUUUUCCAUUGUUUUCGUUUUUUUUACGUCAAAAAACCCUAUUCAGCGGUGUAAAAAAAACGAAAAAAAAAACGGAAAAAAUGGGGCUAUUCAGCGUAUGUCUGUUUUCCGUUUUUUUCGUUUUUUUACACCGCUGAAUUGGGUUCUUUGACGUAAAAAAAACGAAAAAAAACGGAAAAAAAUCAUUUUUUCACAGCCUGAAUAACCCCAUAAUCAAAUUCUGAAAAAAAGUUUCCCGAAUUUUUCUUCAAAAAAACUAGAAAGACCACGAGAAGUACAAGUAUUAUAGGGGCACCGGACAGAAAGGGCGCGCUGUUCGCAAUCUGGCCGAUUUUCUAGGCCGCGAAGUAAUUUUCCACUGAAAACGUGGCCUAACUUUUCAAACUCGGCCCGAGGUCGCUCAAUUUAUAGGGGCACCGCACAGAAAUGGCGCUCUGUUGAGAAACUCUUUUUGCAGUGCAAAUUGAGCGUCCUCGGGCCGAGUUUGAAAAGUUAGGCCACGUUUUCAGUGGAAAAUUACUUCGCGGCCUAGAAAUUCUGCCUAAUACACGACAGGUGGCGUUAUCUACUCACUGCCGUGAAACAAAUUUGGCAUUUUAGGGGGUACAACAGGGUACAAACGUUUAUGGGGGUACAACAGGGUACAAACGUUUAUGGGGUACAAAAAUUCGAGGGUACAACAUUUUCGAUUCUGGGGUACAAACAUUUGACAAUUCAGUAGACAUUUGAUUAAGGGGUACAAAUUUCACGAUUUUGGGAUACAAAAAUUUUUUUCCAUUUUUUCAUGGGGAGCAAUUCAGUGAAUGUUUUUUUAACAGUUUUUUCACAAUUUUUUGACAUCGCUGAGAAACUCCUUAGAGAGGUUUUGCAGCUCAACGCGAGGUUAUGGAACUUAUGGUUUUUAAAUUUUGGAAGUUGCAAACUUCUAUCAGAGGACAAGCCUGCUUCCCGGCUAACGUAUUUGUUUGCCAUUCAGUGCUUUCCGACAAAAGGAAGACAGGAAGACGUUAGCCAAAAUUCUAUUUGGUAGUCAAAAACCUAUCUGGUAGCAGUGUUGAGCGGAAUUCCGUCUGCCGUCUUCCGUCUUCCGUGGUUUUUUGUUCCGUAUUCCGUCUGCCGUCUUCCGUCUGCCGUCUUCCGUCUUCCGUCUGCCGUCUCCCGGGAACAAGGUUUUCUUCCGUCUGCCGUAUUCCGUAAAAAAAAUUUUCUUCCGUCUGCUGUCUGCCGUCUUCAGUGAGAAAAAUUUUCUUCCGUCUUACGUUUUCCGUAUUCCGUAAAAAAUUUUCUUCCGCCAGCCGUCUGCCGUCUUCCGGAUUUCAAAAUUCCAUUUCCGCUCAACUCUCUCUGGUAGUCAACAAUCCUAGUAGUCAAAAAUCCAGGUAGUCGAAAAGUUUUGGAAUCAAAAAUAUGGUAGUCAUUCAGUGUUUGCCAAACUGGAAUGAAAAGUUCUAAAAUCUGCUUCUUGCAACUUUUGUACCCCAAAAUCGUGAAAUUUGUGCCCUGAACUCAUAAAAGUUGUACCCCUUAAUCAAAUGCCUAGGUUAAAUUUUUGUACCCCAGAAUCGAAAAUGUUGUACCCUCGAAUUUUUGUACCCCAUAAACAUUUGUACCCUGUUGUACCCCCUAAUUUUUGUACCCUCGGAAUUAAAUGCCAACAAAUUUCUGCAAAUACGACGUGUGCUUUUUAGAAAACUGAUAAAUGACUUUCAACUUCAGUAUAUUCAACAAUAUAGACAUAACGAAAGCAACGUAAGUGCGCGCAUUGGGCAAGAAAUAACAUAAAACAAUCAGGCAUCUGGAUCGUCCCUAAAUCAAUUUACUCUUGAAGAAAGUUCAAUAGGAGAACCUACAUAUCCUCCACUAAUGAGUAAAAGGAGGCUGGUAUUUAACUCAGGUUAGCUCGGCUGUCAGUAUUGCAAAAGAUUAACCGGCUCGCGGAUUGGAAGGAUGGGUUCCGUGCGGUUGUCUGUCGAUUUUUUCGACACGGUUUUCGAAAGUGUUCCUUAGUAAAAUAGUCUACUAUCGAACCAUUUCAAAGUAAAUGCGCUCUACUGGGAUAUAUGACUUUCUUUGAAAUGCCCCGAUAGUAAGACUGAUUAUGAUCAGCUUCUUAGAUUACUUCGAUUACGAGCAGUUACUUUCUCCAUCUCCAUUGGCACUGCAAUUUCUUUGCGAUUUGAAGAAUGCUGUCAGUAUUGCAAAAGAACGAAUCCGUCAACGACGGUUUCAUCCUUCAUUAGAAAUCAUAGCGGAAGAAAACGUUUACGAUUGUGAUAGAUUAAUUGAUUCCCAACAAAACUCGAUACAACAAGACCGAGAAUUCCAAGCCCGUCAAGAAUCACCACACAGCUUACCAAGAUCUGUUGAUAGCGGAAGAGAAUCGCGAGAAGUCUCAGACGAUGAGGACAAGAACGACAAUGAAUCAAAAACUGGAUUCACCGUUUCUGAACUUGUGCAAAGUAAGUUGAAAAACUCGCUUUAAAAAUUUUCGCCGUCUUUUUUUCUCAUAUCUAAUUUUCACCUACUGCUCCAUUAUAUCAACUUUAAAGAAAUCGGAGGAUCAGUGCCACGCCCUUCGCUCGUACCAAUACUUCUGAAUUCUUCAAUGCGCCAUAAAAGUGUACGAAAGUUGAAAAUUUCUAACUCUGGUACAAAUGCUAUCAAUAGUAUUCAUUCGAGUCAUGA